Myxocyprinus asiaticus (Chinese sucker) is the source of this 2505-nucleotide messenger RNA. Its product is annotated as cadherin-15-like. Gene Ontology annotation, cellular component: adherens junction; catenin complex; plasma membrane. Bases 91 to 2505 code for a protein of 804 amino acids. Gene Ontology annotation, molecular function: calcium ion binding; cadherin binding. The record is from RefSeq and is a predicted model, not a curated record. NCBI's taxonomy places the organism in Eukaryota, Metazoa, Chordata, Actinopteri, Cypriniformes, Catostomidae. Gene Ontology annotation, biological process: cell-cell junction assembly; multicellular organism development; calcium-dependent cell-cell adhesion. The transcript has 14 exons.
CGCUUCGCUUCAGUCACUGGACAGUGUUGCAUCUCUAGAGAUUUACUGUUUGGCAGUGGUUUAUUGUGUGCGGAAGGGAUCGGAAAUUAGAUGAUGAAGGCUGUGGCGGUCCUGGGUGUACUGGUGGCCGUUGUGUGUCAGGUGAGCAGCAGCAACAGCAAAUUAAAGCAGAGCGAUCUAAACCCGACUGUGCUGCAUCCAUGGAGACACAGGAGUCCAGGUGUGCAGAUCAGAGUGAAGAGAGACUGGAUCAUUCCACCUAUCAGAGUCCUAGAAAAUAGUAAACAGAUCCCUGAAGAUCUGGUCCAGAUUAAAUCAGACAAGGUUUUCACCGGGGAGGUGAUCUACAAGCUGGAGGGACCUGGGGUUGACCAGGACCCCAAAGGCCUCUUUGAAAUUGAUGAUAAAACAGGAUGGAUCAAGAGCAAAACGCCACUCGACAGGGAACAGCACAAGAGUUUCAAGCUCAAAGCCUUUGCACUCUCCUCGAGUGGAGAAAGACUGGAGAGUCCAACCACCAUUGAGAUCUAUGUUCUGGAUCAGAAUGACCACAGGCCUGAAUUUACACAGAAAGAGUUCAUCGGAACUAUCCCAGAGUUCUCUAUUCCAGGUACAUCAGUGAUGCAGGUGACGGCAGUUGAUGCUGAUGAUCCAAUGACAGAUAAUGCAGCUCUGAGCUACUCCAUCAUUGGACAAGACAGUGUCCCACCUCAUAGCAUCAACAAAACCAUGUUUGGAAUCAACAACAAGACUGGAGUCAUCUACACACGAGACGUGGGACUGGACAGAGAUGUGGUGCAGUCUUUCAGGCUAACUCUACAGGUGGCUGACAUGUCUGGCAUGGGUCUUACCGCCAUCGGUCGAGCCAUCAUUUCCAUCUCUGACAUUAACAACCAUGCUCCCAAAUUCCAGCCUAAUGUGUAUAACAUGUAUGCAAUGGAGAACAAGCAGACUGCAGAGGUGGGCCGGGUCAAUGCGACAGAUAAGGACCAGAGAGGUGGAGAAAACUGGAGAAUUAAAUACAGCAUCAUAAACGGAGAUCUCUCAGGACAUUUUGCCAUCAGCACAGAUCCAGUCUCCAACCAAGGCAUCAUUUCUGUGGUUAAGCCGCUGGACUAUGAGUCUCAGGCAGAGUACCGGCUCACUGUGACAGCAGAGAAUGAAAUCAGCCUAAAAGCUCCAUAUGAACGAGUACACAGUGCUACAGUCACAAUCAGAGUGCUGAAUGAAAACGAGGCCCCAGUCUUCUAUAAAAACCCCAUUAAAGUGACUGUUGCCGAGUCCAUUGUCCCUGGUACAGUGCUGGUCUCAGAUAUCGCCCAUGAUCCAGAUAAUGCCAAGUUAAGGUUUGAAAUAAUUCAGGAUCCUGAGAGUUGGCUUGCUAUUAACGUCGCAACUGGACAGAUCUCAGCCAAAAGCACCUUCAAUAUCCGGUCUCCCCAUGUCAGGAGCAACGUUUACUCUGCCGUUGUAAAGGUCAUGGACCAAGAUGCUGAUGACAUUUCUGCAAUAGCUACACUGGAGAUCACUCUAUGGGAGACCAAUGAUUACCCACCAAUGCUGAUACCCUUGAGUGGAACAGUGUGCAGUGACCAGGACAGAGAUAAACUGGGUCUGCUGCUAAGUGCUGUGGAUGAGGACAUGUCUCCUCAGGCUGACCCCUUCACUUUUAACAUCGCUGACCAAAACGUGGCUGCCAAUUGGACCAUCAUAACUCUGAAUGAGACCCAUGCAGUUCUCCUGCCACUGAAAGACAUGGAGAGUGGGGAAUUCUCCAUUCCUGUGGUCGUGUCGGACUCUGGUUCUCCUUCCCUCUCCUCUGUUGCUGUGGUCAAUGUGACCGUGUGUUACUGUGACAGAUUUGGAGACUGCAAGAGCUUCACUGCAGCCAUAUUUGCAACCAAAAUGGGCAUCAGUUUCAUAGCUCUCAUGAUUAUUAUGGGAAGCAUCGCUCUUCUGUUGCUGCUGCUUCUGCUUGCGGUGGCAGUGAGGGGCUGCACGAGACACAACAUCAAGAAAGAUGGAGGUCUGCUGGUCGGAGCAUCUGAUGAUGACAUACGAGACAACGUCUUUCACUAUGACGAGCAGGGAGGCGGAGAGGAGGACGAAGAUGCAUUUAAUAUUGAUUUCCUGAGGAAUCCAAGUGACAUUCUCCCUACACCGGCUGCAUUUUUCCCACAAGACUGUGGUCUGCCCAGAGGAAAACAACCACUCAGGAAAGAUGCUCCUCAUAACCUGCCCUCUCCUACAUAUCCACGCAAACCCCCUGGAGACCCAACUGACAUAGAAGAUUUCAUCAAUGUUGGCCUGGACGCUGCAGACAAUGACCCGAACGUCCCACCGUACGACACAGCUCUGAUCUACGACUUUGAAGGCGAUGGGUCGGUAGCAGGUAGCCUGAGCUCAAUUGCUUCAAUGGGCUCAGAUGGAGACCAGGACUAUGACUACCUCAAUGACUGGGGGCCACGCUUCAAAAAACUGGCAAACAUGUACGACCCACGUUAG